AUGGCCAUUGAUGCUACCCUGAGCGAGAAGCUGGGCGAGAAGGCUGGCGAAUCCACAAUCUCCGACCACCCUGAGAAUGGCAGUAUUGGGAAGGGUCAUCUCGGUCACAUCAAGGGACAAGAUGAGGCCGGGAAGUAUGCUCAUACGACAGCGAUGAAUAUUGACGGAGCAACAAACAAGAGAAUACGCAACAAGAUCGAUAGGCAUCUCUUGCCAUGGAUGUGUGGACUCUACCUAUUGCAGUACCUCGACAAGACGACACUCUCCUAUGCUGCGGCCAUGAACAUCAAAGAGGAUAUGGGUAUGAAUGAUGCUGAAUACUCAUGGGCUGGUUCUAUCUUCUAUGUCGGGUACCUUGUUUUUGAAUACCCUCACAAUCGCCUUUUCCAGAUUCUGCCCAUUGCUCGGUACCUAGGCUGCGUAGUAAUGAUUUGGGGUGUUAUAUUAGCUCUACACUCUGUAUGCUUCAAUGCUGCUGGAAUUCUGACAGUAAGGUUCUUCUUAGGAGCUUUCGAAGGUGCCGUUACAGCAGGCUUCGUUUUGAUAACGUCUCAAUGGUAUCGUACGAGUGAGCAGACUUUCAGAACAGCCGUAUGGUUCACCUGCAAUGGCCUUGGUCAAAUUACUGGUGGGGCGCUAGCUUACGGAGUCGCUCGUGGAUUCCGAGAGAACACGUCUAUUCACUUCUCGGCCUGGAAGGCCCUAUUUAUUCUUACCGGAGGUGUCUCGUCUGUCUAUGGGCUCUUCAUGUUCUUCUUUGUUGCUGACUCGCCAGUCACUGCUAAAUGGCUGACUGAGGAAGAGAAGGUGAUUGCAGUCGAGAGACUGCGAGGCAAUCAGCAGGGUAUUGGAACCAAGGUCUUCAAGUGGUACCAGGUCAGGGAGGCGUUUACUGACAUACGCACAUACCUCAUUUUCCUUUUCACAGUCACUUCGAACAUCCCAAAUGGUGGUAUUACUGUGUUCUUCACACAGCUUAUUCAAGGCCUCGGCUUUGAUGCCGAGACCACCUUCCUCCUUUCCAUGCCAGGUGGUGGAGUUCAGCUGAUCGCCAACCUCGGUAUACCAUUUGUCGCCUCCAAACUCGGACAUCGAUACCUAGGAGCCGUGUUUGCCCUAGUGGUUGGUCUCUUUGGUAUCAGUUUGAUGACUGGUCUUGCCAUGCAUGAUCCCCUGAACGCCACCGCCGGUCAACUUUUCGGAUACUAUAUUGUCAUCGGAAAUUCCGCGACUGCCUUGAUCUUGAUCCUAGGCACAAUUUCUUCCAAUACCGCGGGGCAUACAAAAAAGACAACUGUAAACGCAAUUUCGCUCAUUGGUUACUGCAUUGGUUUCCUCAUUGGCCCCCAGACAUUUCAAGAUGGUCCUUACUACUAUAACGCGAAGUACAACAUUAUUGUUCAGUGGUUCUUAGCUGGAUUGUGCUGCCUGGCGCUUCACUUUGUGAACAAGAAAGCAAAUAAGAAGCGAGAUGAGCUAUUCAUGGCUGAUGGCUCGCCCCCUCAGCCAGCCGGUCAGGAAUUUUUGGACUUGACGGACAAGGAGAACAGGUACUUUAGGUAUGCGCUGUAG
This is a messenger RNA of Venustampulla echinocandica, 1572 nucleotides long. RefSeq names its product MFS general substrate transporter. Gene Ontology annotation, biological process: transmembrane transport. The transcript is spliced from 6 exons. The record is from RefSeq and is a predicted model, not a curated record. Gene Ontology annotation, molecular function: transmembrane transporter activity. The coding region runs from base 1 to 1572 and encodes 523 amino acids. Lineage: Eukaryota; Fungi; Ascomycota; Leotiomycetes; Helotiales; Pleuroascaceae. Gene Ontology annotation, cellular component: membrane.